Messenger RNA from Drosophila sechellia, 1568 nucleotides. Its product is annotated as myb-like protein Q. Lineage: Eukaryota; Metazoa; Arthropoda; Insecta; Diptera; Drosophilidae. The transcript is spliced from 3 exons. The record is from RefSeq and is a predicted model, not a curated record. The coding region runs from base 608 to 1270 and encodes 220 amino acids.
UGCUCUUGUGGUGGGUUGAAUCGGUUGAAGCCAAGGCCAAAGCUCAAAGCUCAAAUAUUCAUGGGAAGCAUAAAUGCACGAGGAAAGCAAAACGACUGGCAGCAAACCAAAUGUUGAGUGUUAGUCGAGUAGAGACCGCUCCUCAAAGUGGGAAUGCUCCGAAAAAAAUAAUAAAACGAGGAAAAACACCAUUAUAAAUAAGUCAAAUAAUUAACGAACGUGAGAAAUACAAAAAUGCAAACAAAUGGCAAUCGUGUUGAUGUGUAGAUAUUGAAAUUGAUAUUGACUGUGAAGUAACUUUAAUGCAAGCAGUGUGCCCACCGCAAUUCCAAAUUACGUGCGUGACUUGGUCACACUACCGCAGAAUGCAUAUCUGUCUGGUUGCCGCGAACACUCGCAGCUGGGCAUUAAUCCUCCCGAGAAGAUGACACUAAUUGGGCCGCGGUCAACUUUGGUUGUGUUUAGUGUUUUGGAUUCAGUGUUUAGCUUUAUGUUUUUAGUGGGCCGCAUGUUGGUGCUCAGUGUCAGUUUCGCCUGGCUCUUCGGCCGCAACUGACGACUGUUGAUUCCGUGUGGGCUAUUCACCUGUCGAAAGGUGCGAAUUAGUAUGACACCGCCUCGGCUGAGUCGCUAUUUGAUGGCAGUGCGUGGUGGGCGCGAUGGGGAGCAGCACAGCAAGAACUCGCAGACCGACGAAGAGAAGCAGCGCGAUCGACAGCGAAACGAGCGCGAGGCGAAAAAGGAAGAGCAGGACGCUAUCAACUACAAGCGCGACAAGGAGCAACGCGAGGCCCGUCUGCUGGACUUUGAGAUACGCCGCCAGCAGAAGCGGGACGAGCAGCAGCAGCAGCGCCAGCAGCAGCAGCAACUGCAGCAGCACCGCGAGCAGCAGCAUCAGCAGCACCAGCAGCAGCGCGAGCAUCUGCAGCAGCAGCAUCGCGAUCAGCAGCAGUCCAGCGAGAAAAGUCCGCCCACCUCGUCCAGCGCAGCCGCCGCCCACCAGACACAUCCCCAUUCGCAGCAGCAGCAGCAGCGGCAGCACUUGCAUCUGCAGCAACAGCAUCUGCAGCAGCAGCAACAGCAGCAGCAACAACAGUCAACGGGCAGCGGCAGCAGCAACACACCCGUGACCCCAAAGUUGCAGACACCUCCCCCCAAACGAUCGCUGCCCCCCGCCUUCCGGAGUCGCUCCAUCGAGCGGGAGAUCUUCUACGAACGGAAGCGAUUCUCGCAGCCGGAAACCGGCGAGAUCAAGGUUUUCCAUCACUAACCACCACUAAAAUCCCCCACUGCCUCAACCCUUUUUAGAACCCACGCCCACCCAUCCAUACCAUUCGCACCUGCCAGCUGCAACUUUUCCAUGACCGGAAGGUGGACAAAAGAGCCCGUUAAAGCCUUCAAACUUCUUCUAUUGGCAUGAAUUUUAUUUAUUUUAUAGAUUUAGUUCAAUUGAAUUUAUUUAUAAAUGUUUUUGAUAAGCUAUCUUCAUUUAUGAUUGGGUGAUUGCAUUUCUUUUAAAUAAACGUUAUAUUUUUCCUUGUAGCUUAAGAAACUCAAGGAACCUCCUA